Molecule: messenger RNA, 2399 nt
Organism: Emiliania huxleyi CCMP1516
Lineage: Eukaryota; Haptophyta; Isochrysidales; Noelaerhabdaceae
Exons: 9
Coding region: 22-2088 (688 amino acids)
Molecular function (GO): protein binding
Source: RefSeq, a predicted model, not a curated record
CCCUUGGCUGGGCUGGUGUGUAUGUCGGCGUCCAGAAAGUCGGUGACGCUCACCCUCCUCGACGAUGGCGCGUCUGAGGGUCACCGCUUUGGCAUCAACGCGCUGGCUUCGACUUGCGCGUCGGCGUGGGGAUCGUCGCGCGAGCUCUUUACCGGCGGCCGUGACGGCUCGGUGCGCUGCUGGCGCGAGCCCGAGGGUGGUGGAGUCCCGCGGCUGCGCUUCACCGUGGACGAGCACACAGACUGGGUCAACGACCUCGCGCUGCUGACGGACGGCGAUCUGACCUCUGCUGUCGUUUCCGCCUCGAGCGACCGGACGAUCAAGCUCUGGCGGCCCGAGGGCGAGACGGGGACGCCGUCAAAGUGCUACACGCUGCGGCAGCACACCGACUUUGUCAAGGUGCUCGGGUACGCGGCGGACGCGGGCACACUCGCCUCGGCCGGCUGCGACUGCUGCGUGGUCGUGUGGGACGUGGCGCGCCUGGCGCCGCGAGUCGUCAUCGGCGGCAGCGAGGGCGCGCGGGCGCACGGAGACUCCAUCUACGCGCUGGCGGUGAAGCUCGACGGCGGGCUCAUCGCCACGGGCGCCGUCGACGCGACCCUCCGCCUCUGGGACCCUCGCGCGCAGGCGGCGGCGGUCGGCUCUCUGGUGGGCCACACAGACGUGGUGCGCGGGAUCGCGAUCUCUGCCGACGGCGGCUGCCUCGUCUCGUGCAGCUCGGACCGCUCGGUCAAGCUCUGGAGCAUCGGCCAGCGACGCGUGCAGGCCGAGCUCAGGCCGCACAGCGACUCGGUCUUCUGCAUCGACGUCGACGAGUCGUGCUCCCGCGUCCUCUACGGCGGCCGCGACGGACUGGUCCUCGACGACUCUUUCGCCGCGCACGCGUCGCCGCCGCCGCCGCCGCCGCCGCCGCGAGGGGUCUGCCAGGUCGGCGCGCCGGCGCUGAGGCUGCACCGCCCGGCUUGGGCGCCAGAGCUGCUCUGGGUGGCAACCUCGGACUCGUCCCUCUCCUGCUGGCGCGCGGCGGCGGGCGCGGGAGGCGGCGCGGGCGGCGCGGCGGCGGGCGGCGAUCUGGCGCGGCGGCACGAGAGAGGCGGGAGCGGAGAUUGCAGCGAGGCUCCGCCCUCCCACCGGGUGGCAACGAUCCGAGGCAGCGCCGCUGUGAAGCGGCUGGCGGUGCUGCCGUGCAAGCGGCGCAUCCUGACCGAGGACACGCGCGGGCUCUGCGCGCUGUGGGAGGCGCUUCUCCAGCCUCUUCCCCGUGUCGCGGCCGACGUGCUGCCGCGGGGCAGCUGCGUGCGCCGCUUCGACGCGGGCGAGAAGUACGACAAGCUGCUCGCCGAGCUGGCCGAGCCGACGGCGCAACGCACGUACAGCGCCUCGUGGUUCACCGCAUCGGCUCGCUCGGGCGCGCUCGAGCUCACGCUGUGCGCGAGCAGCGCCUUCAACGCCGAGGGAUACGCCUCUGAGCUCGGCAUCGCCGGACAGGAGGACUUUCGGGUCAACCUCGGCGAGCAGCUCUUGUGCGCCCUCUUUGCCAGCUGGCGCGAGCGCCAAAAGCCCUCCCGUGCCGCUGCCAACGGCGCGGGAGGCAGCGGCGCCGGGGGCGGCGGCGCUGGCGGCGCUAACUCUGGCGGCGCGGGGAGCGACGGCGGCGGCGGCCAGUGCGCGUUCCGCUCGCUGGAGCAGACGCCGGUGUUGAUAUGCGACGGCAGCGUGGUGACGGCGCGCAGCAGGGCGUCCCGUCUCGGCGACUUGCCCGACGGCGCGGUACCGUCGUGGGUGGGGCAGGCCGUGCUGCACGCGCAGUUCUCUCCGAGGGCACCGCUCAAGCUCUCCUUCUUCCUGCAGCCGCACCCCGCCUCGGGCCUGCCGCUGCUGCCGCCCGACUGCAACAAGCUCGCCGCCGCGACCGCUCUCCGCCUCGACAAGGUCAUCGCGUACGUCGAGGAGCGCGUCCCGUCGGGCAAGCCGCUCGCCCUCUUUGCCAGCGGCAAGCCGCUCGCGCCCGACAUGUCCCUCGGCGCGGUGCGCGCUUUUGUAUGGAAGUCGGCCGACGAGAUGGUGCUGCAGUACAAGCAGGCCUGACGCGACUCAGCAGCAGCCCGGGGGCCAGCGUGGGGCCGUUCCAGCGAGGCAUCUCCUCUCUUGCGGCCCGGGGUGCGAACGGUUGCCGCAUGACGGUUGCGCACGCCCAUAUGGCCUACCAUUCCACACUGGUGUGAAUACGUCCCGAACCCAUACUUGGGACCCGUAGCAUAUGGUGCGCACGCCGCAUGCACACCACAGCAGGCGCCAGCACCCGCCAGCAGAGGAGGCGCGUGGAAAACGGCUCUCUGCGCGUGAAACGUAUUAAUACAACUCGCACACGUGCACCCCGAGCCAGCUGCACGCGUCCU